Molecule: messenger RNA, 684 nt
Organism: Lycium ferocissimum
Lineage: Eukaryota; Viridiplantae; Streptophyta; Magnoliopsida; Solanales; Solanaceae
Product: wound-induced protein 1-like
Exons: 1
Coding region: 253-567 (104 amino acids)
Source: RefSeq, a predicted model, not a curated record
UUACCACAUCAUUCUUAAUAUCUCUCUCUCUCGCUCUCUUGUACUAGUAAUAAAUAUUGUGUUGUAAUAAUAUUUCCUCUGUUUUCGGAACUGGCGUUAUCUCAGGAAAUUACUCUGGAAGAAACAAGAAACAAAGGGGUGGUGUUCGCCCUAUAUGAGGCCUUGAGCUCACGUGACGUUGCCAAGGUCCAGAAACUACUGGCCACUGAUCUUGAAUGGUGGUUUCAUGGUCCACCUUCAAACCAAUAUUUAAUGCGCAUCUUAACUGGAACUGCCGACUCAGACCACCAUCUUUUUCAGUUCAUUCCUCAAAACAUUGACGCCUUUGGAUCAACUGUCUUAGUUGAAGGUUGUGAUCCUGACCGUUCAAUUACUUGGGUUCAUGCUUGGACUGUUACUGAUGGGAUAAUUACUCAGGUUAGAGAGUAUUUUAAUACCUCUCUUACUGUUACUCGACUUGACAGUAAUAGCCAGGCUAUAUUGUCACGUCAUUGCCCUUCUCUUUGGGAGAGUAGUCUACCUAAUCGGGUCGGUAAGUCGGUUCCGGGUCUUGUAUUAGCUCUCUGAUGGGCUGAAGUUGUUGUUGGCGGUUGUAUAUUUGUGUUUGCGAGGAUGUAAGUUUAACGGUUGGUUGGUUUGGGGGUUUCUGUAUUUUUAUUUUAUCUGCAAUAUUUUAAUUUGCUA